This is a messenger RNA of Seminavis robusta, 1084 nucleotides long. The record is from the annotation of a GenBank genome assembly. NCBI's taxonomy places the organism in Eukaryota, Bacillariophyta, Bacillariophyceae, Naviculales, Naviculaceae.
AUGCCUGACGACACCGAGCAAACUGAUCCCACCGUGAAGACACCGUUGCCCCCAGCUGACUACCCCAACUGUGCCAGCAACUGUGGCGAUGACAAUGGCGUCUGCAUUCCUCUCCCUCAGAAGCUAGACCUGAACGAGAAUAAGAGCAAUCAUUGCAUCAAGACACCCGAUGGAGAAUGCAUCCCGUUGUAUUAUCCCGAUUCUCCCGCCCCACUUCCCCCGGACACUUCUCCCACAGUAGGACUGGAAAAGGCUCGCAAAUUGCUAGCAGAAUGGCUUGGGACAUGUCUGCUAGUCAUGGUGGUAGUGGCGUCGGGGAUCACAGCCGAGCAAUUGAGUGACGAUGUCGGUGUCCAACUUUUGAUCAAUAGUGCUGCAACCGUGGCGGGUCUCUAUGGUCUCAUUACCAUUUUGGGACCAGUCAGUGGCGCUCAUUUCAAUCCCUGUGUCAGUCUGGUCGAUACUCUCUUUCGUGACAUGUCUCUGGCCGACUUGAUCCUCUACACGGUCUGUCAAAUUGGGGGAGGCAUUGCGGGCAGCAUUGUGGCCAACAGCAUGUAUGAUCACGUUGAUAUCUUUGCCAUAUCCACCAAGGAACGAUACGGAUAUCAUUUGUGGGUGUCAGAAAUCAUUGCCACCUGUACCUUGCUGUUGGCGAUUCAUGGUUGCAUCCGAACAGGCAACGAACAAUCUGUCCCCGCUGUGGUCAGCAUGUGGGUGGGGGGUGGAUACUUUUUUACGUCCUCGUCCAUUUUUGCCAAUCCAGCCGUCACCAUUGGACGAAUCUUUACUGAAACCUUUGCCGGAAUUCAGCCACAAUCAGCAGCCGCCUACAUACCCUUUCAAUUGAUUGGGGCUUUGCUUGGAUUCAUCCUCGUCCAAGUCUUUUAUACAAAGCAGUCGUCGUCACCCCAUCAAGAUGAUGUUUUGUAUCAAAGAACGUGCAUGUUGGUCCAUCGUGACUUCUUUGAAAGGAAAACUUAUUAAUACAAUACCCCAUAGUAACAAGUGAUAGGUUUAUGAUGCAUGAACAGAGACAGGGCCAAGGUGCCUACGGUACGGUGAUUGAGCUACUUGUCGGUAU